CACAUUUCUGAUUUGGAUCAAUUCAAUAAGAUUAAUUGCAAUAAUUAUAAAAUAAAUUUUUUAAAAUGAGCAGCGAUUGGGACGAGAUAAAACGCUUAGCCGCCGAUUUCCAGAAGGCACAGCUAACGUCCACGCUGCAAAAGCUCUCGGAGCGGAAUUGCAUUGAAAUAGUUACGUUGCUGCUGGAAAAGCAGCUGCUGGAUGUUGUUUUUACAAAUGACGGAAAGGAGUACAUAACACCGGAACAUCUUGAACGCGAAAUCCAAGAUGAGCUGUAUGCAAAUGGAGGUCGGGCCAAUCUUGUGGAGGUCAGCAAAACUCUUAACGUGGAUCUUUCACGGAUUGAAGCGGUGGCGGAGCGCAUUGCAGCAGAGAAUCCACAGAUUCACCUGAUGUUGGGACAGCUUAUCGAUGAGGACUACAUCACGCAUAUUGCACAGGAGAUCAAUGAAAAACUGUCGCAACGUGGCGAAAUCUCCAUAUCGGACUUGACAUCCCAAUUUGAUUUGCCAUCCGAGUUUCUUCAACACAAUGUGAUGGAGAAGCAUUUGGGCAAGACUAUCAAGGGUCGCCAGGACGCCACCAACCCGCGCGUGUUCUUUACCCAAGCGUACAUUCAACGCUGCAAAGCAAAAAUACGCGGCGCCCUAGCAGCCAUCACCAAACCCACAAAUGUGUCCGUGAUCUUGCAGCAGAUCAAUGUGCAGGAGAAAAUCUUUCACUCGCUGUUAGAUGAGAUUAUGCCCGCUGGUCAGGUGACAUCGAAGCAGGCCAACGCCCAAUAUGUGCCGCACAUUUAUGCAAAGACGCAAGCGGAGUGGGUCAACUCGUUCUACAAACAGAAUAGCUUCCUGGAAUACGAGGCCAUCAAUAAGCUGGGCAUAUCCGAUGCCAAAGCCUAUAUUCGCAAACAGUUCCCCAACGAGCAGUUCCUGUUCUUGAAGCGUGUGGCACUCGGUGCACAUCUCAUAGAGCUUACAGUUGUAUCUGCUUUGAAUGAGUGCAGUGCAACGAAGCAAUAUCUUGAUUUGGCUACCAUCUUGCCAUCGAAUUUGUCAGAGGAAGACAUCGAGGAAGCCUUCGAGGCUGUGAUGGCCCAGAAGCACUGCAAUCCCAGCCAUUUUGUUUACCUGCAGAGCAUUGUCUUCUCACAGGCAUAUCUUACUCAAUUGAUACAACCUUGUCACGACAUGGCCCACGCCCUGGCCAAAGCAGCCAUCGACAGCGGUGCCUAUCAGCAAUAUAUUGUGGAAAAGACGCUGGCGCAGAAGGGCAGCAAUUCGAGCGCCAACUUCGAUGCGGAUGACGAUGGUAAAGUGGACAAACGAGAUGAGCGCCGGAAGAAAGCCGCCUCUGGAAAGGCGGGUGGCGGUGCGCAGGGAAGGGAGACGAAAACCAAGUCAACCAAGAAGCAUCAGCGGGGCCGCGCGGCUGCUCACAAUCAUGACAGUGACGAUGAUGAGGAGACAACUCAACAAUCUGCGGGCAGCUCGCGAAAGUCCGUCAAGCCAUUAGAAUUGGUUAAGAGUUCAGAUAUCAUAAACCGAAUCAAAAGUACGCUGGAGGAAGAGGGACUCGAACAUCUUGCCAAGCCAAUUGCAGGACUCUUCGUGAACCAAUUGAAUCAGGCUGCUUUAGCUAAGGCGCAGGAACUGUAUGAGGCAACACCCCAAACGAAUCGACGCCAGACUCAUGCCGCCAUUCAGGAACGCGUGAACACGUUACUAGUGGAUCUACGCCUCUAUGAGAAGGGUAUAAAGCUAUUCAAUACAGAGACCCAAGCGCAACUAAUCAAGUACUUGCUCAAGUCCUUGGGCAACGACAUUUGCAACGAACUGACCCUCUAUGUGGCAGCCGAAUGCAGUUUGUCUGUCAAGAUGACCAAUCUAAACGUCGAUCAACGUAUCAAACUAAUACAAGAGUGUGAUGCACAGUAUCGCAAUGCUCUACUUGAACAAAACAAAGCGCUGAACAAGAGCAUAGAAGACUUUGAACUGGCUACGGAGGCGGUGCUAAAAACCUGCAGCAUGAUCAUUAAAAAGGCCGACAAGAAAAAGGAUCGCGCACUGAUUGUCAGUCACAAGGAGAAGCUCAUGCAACAGCUAUCAGAAUGCCGUGAACCCGCUCUCUUACUUCACCUUGCUGCACUGAUACUCUUCACCACAAUUACAGGCUGCAUUUUGCACGCGUCCGGCAAAUUUGUUUCGACCAUUCUGCAACACAUUCGACCGACUCUAAAUGAGUCACAAAAUGCGCUCCUUCUGCGUUAUCAUGAUCUUGUUUUGCAAAUGCUGCAACAAGGCACUACGGACAGUCCAGAAUCCAAAUCCCUCAGCGAACAAUUGCAAACGCUGCAAGCGGAAGUUGUGGAUCUCGCCCAGAACUUUUCCCGCGUUUCGGUAUCCAAGGCUGAUUAACCUUUUAUUCGAUAAACUA
Drosophila arizonae is the source of this 2436-nucleotide messenger RNA. RefSeq names its product UFM1 specific ligase 1 (gene Ufl1). Gene Ontology annotation, molecular function: UFM1 ligase activity. The record is from RefSeq and is a predicted model, not a curated record. Gene Ontology annotation, cellular component: endoplasmic reticulum membrane. Gene Ontology annotation, biological process: regulation of proteasomal ubiquitin-dependent protein catabolic process; response to endoplasmic reticulum stress; protein K69-linked ufmylation. NCBI's taxonomy places the organism in Eukaryota, Metazoa, Arthropoda, Insecta, Diptera, Drosophilidae.